Messenger RNA from Betta splendens (Siamese fighting fish), 1955 nucleotides. Its product is annotated as 5-hydroxytryptamine receptor 3A-like. Bases 382 to 1875 code for a protein of 497 amino acids. Gene Ontology annotation, molecular function: extracellular ligand-gated monoatomic ion channel activity; transmembrane signaling receptor activity; neurotransmitter receptor activity. NCBI's taxonomy places the organism in Eukaryota, Metazoa, Chordata, Actinopteri, Anabantiformes, Osphronemidae. Gene Ontology annotation, cellular component: membrane; synapse; neuron projection. Gene Ontology annotation, biological process: monoatomic ion transmembrane transport; nervous system process; chemical synaptic transmission. The record is from RefSeq and is a predicted model, not a curated record. The transcript is spliced from 8 exons.
CAGUACGCUGCUCUAGUUGGACCACGUUUUCUGUAAAUCUGAGGCAAAUAGACUUUUCUCAGUAAUAAUGAAUCAGCGGUGAUGCUCGGGACGGUGAGGGAGGAGACCGAUGGGCUCAGUGGCAGCAUCUCAUUGUUCCUGUCCUCAAUGUCCGCUGUGAUUUCAUUUGUGUUCCUCUCUGGCGUGUGGCUGUUUCGGUCUAAUAUGUGUUAGUGAGCCAUAACGUCCCAUUAAGUCAAGCGUUAGAACGCGAGGCUGCGGUGACGUAUGUGUUAAUCUCUGUCAGCCAGUCACAGCACCCGUGCACGUCCCCUGGGAGCGACUCUGUCUCUUCGGCUCAGCCCUUCCAGCUCACAGCAGCCCACUGCGCCUGCAGACGCCAUGCCUGUUGCUCUGCUCCUUCUGCUGCUUCUGCCAGGUAAGAUUCUCCUGCUGGUCCCGUUUGCGCCGACCUCGUUGCCUUGGGAACCUGUUUGUGUCUGUGCAGCCGUGUGUCCAGGUGUGGCCGCCUCCACGCAGGUGUGCAGCUACCAGGACGUCCUGGAGCACCUGAACCUGACGGCAGACAGCAGCGCGUUCAGGCUGACCCGGCCCGUUCUGGACCACAGGCGUCCCACCGUGGUGCAGCUGGACAUCAUCCUCUCUGCCAUCCUGGCCGUGACUGAGAAAACACAGACGUUCAUUCCCUUCGUCUGGACUUUAAUGACGUGGACCAACGAGCGUAUUUCAUGGGACCCUGAGCGAUUCUGUGGGAUCAGGGAGCUGUCGGUGCCUAAGUCGCUGCUGUGGAAACCAGACCUCUUCAUCUACGAGAUGAUACACAAACAUGAAACGGCUACGACGCCGUACUACUUCAUGAGCUACAAUGGGAACGUCUACUCUGAACAAGUCAUGAAGUUGGUCAGCACCUGUCAAAUGGACCUGCACAAGUUCCCCUUUGACACGCAGCGAUGCAACAUCACCGUUGGUUCUGCCAUUCACUGUGGUGAGUGUGUGUGUCUGCAUUUCAGCCCGUUGACCCUCCGUCGCUCACGUGUUUUCCUCCUCCACUCAGUUAAGGAAAUGCGCUUCAUCCCUUUCUCCAACUCGACUCGGGCCACGCAGUUCUCCAGAGAGGUGAUGCUGACUCAGGGAGACUGGGAUUUCCUCCAGCUCAUGGUCACCAGCAGGAAUUUCUCCUUCAAGGACCAACAGUGGGAGCAAAUUAUUUACACUUUCACCAUGAAGAGGAGACCUCUCCUCCACAUCAUCAACUUCCUGCUGCCCGUCCUGUUCUUCCUCUUUCUGGAUCUCGCCUCCUUCUUCAUCUCAGACCAUCGAGGGGAGAAACUGGGCUUCAAGGUCACCGUGCUGCUGGCCAUGUCCGUCCUGCUCCUCAUCCUGAACGACAUCCUGCCCUCCACGUCCAACAAGACUCCACUCAUAGCGACCUACUGCAUCGUGAUCUUUGGGCUCAUGCUGCUCAGUCUGCUGGAGGCCAUCUUGGUUACGUAUCUGGUAGACCUGGCGCCCCCAGAGAGUGUCGGUUUGAAGGAGGACAAACAGGAAGAGGCCAAAGCGGAUGCGUGGGACGGAGAGGACAGACAGACCUCCUCCUCCUCCGUCUGCAGAGUGACCACCUGUGAGACCGAGCAGGAGCUGCUGCCGAUGGCUGAGCAGGUCAUCGGCGCCGACUCCCCAGAGUCUCGUGUGACGCUGCUGAUCCUGGAGGAGCUGAGGAAGCUGCAGAACGCUGUGAAGGAGCAGCUCAGCGGCCGAGAGGAGGGAAGGAAAUGCCUGCAGUGGGCCUCAAGGAUCAACAAGGCCUUCUUCAUUUUCUACCUCGCUGCUGUGUCUCUGUUCUUAAGCUUCAUCUUUAUUGAAUGGAUGCGUUAGAAAUGCCCCGUCUUGUCUCUUUGUAUAAUGUCCAGCAAAGCAACAUGCACCCACUAAUAAACAUGUAGUGAACACGUUGA